GUCGCUGCGCUGCAGGUUUCCGCCCGGAGAGGUGUCCUGCGCUCCCGCGGACCGGCAACAUGGCGUGGUCUGGGAAUAAGGCAGCUGUUGUGCUGUGUAUGGAUGUGGGCUUUGCUAUGAGUAACUCCUAUCCUGGUGAAGAAUCUCCUUUUGAACAAGCAAAGAAGGUGAUAACCAUGUUUAUCCAACGACAGGUGUUUGCUGAGAGCAAGAAUGAGAUUGCUUUGGUCCUGUUUGGUACAGAUGGCACUGAGAAUGCCCUUGCUGGUGAGGACCAGUAUCAGAACAUCACAGUGCACAGACACCUGAUGCUACCAGAUUUUGAUUUGCUAGAGGACAUUGAAAGCCGAAUCCAGCCAGGUUCUCAACAAGCUGACUUCCUGGAUGCCCUGAUUGUGUGCAUGGAUGUGAUUCAGAAUGAAACUGUAGGAAAGAAGUUUGAGAAGAGGCAUAUCGAAGUGUUCACUGACCUCAGCAGCCCAUUCAGCAAAGAUCAGCUGGAUAUUAUAAUUCAUAACUUGAAGAAAUUUGGCAUCUCCCUGCAGUUCUUUUUGCCUUUCCCAAUUGGCAAGAAAGAUGGUACUGGGGACAGAGGAGAUGGCAACUUGUACUUGGACCUCCAUGGACCCUCCUUUCCUCAAAAAGGUAUUACUGAACAGCAAAAAGAAGGCAUUCAGAUGGUGAAAAAGGUGAUGAUAUCUUUAGAAGGUGAAGAUGGGCUGGAUGAAAUUUACUCCUUCCGUGAGAGUCUGAGACAACUAUGUGUCUUUAAGAAAAUUGAGAGGCGUUCCAUGCCCUGGUCCUGCCAGCUGACCAUUGGCUCCAAUUUGUCUAUAAAGAUCGUGGCCUAUAAAUCGAUUAUGCAGGAGAAAAUUAAAAAGACUUGGAUGGUUGUGGAUGCAAGAAGCCUAAAGAAAGAAGAUAUACAAAAAGAAACAGUUUAUUGCUUAAAUGAUGAUGAUGAAACUGAAGUUCCCAAAGAGGAUACUAUUCAAGGGUUCCGCUAUGGAAGUGAUAUAAUUCCUUUCUCUAAAGUGGAUGAGGAACAAAUGAAAUAUAAAUCGGAGGGGAAGUGCUUCUCUGUUUUGGGAUUUUGUAGAUCUUCUCAGGUCCAGAGAAAAUUCUUUAUGGGAAAUCAAGUUCUAAAGGUCUUUGCAGCAAAAGAUGAUGAGGCAGCAGCAGUUGCACUUUCCUCCUUGGUUCAUGCCUUGGAUGAAUUAGACAUGGUGGCUGUAGUUCGAUAUGUUUAUGACAGAAGAGCUAAUCCUCAAGUUGGUGUGGCUUUCCCUUAUAUCAAGGAUGCCUAUGAGUGCUUAGUGUACGUGCAGCUGCCUUUCAUGGAAGACUUGCGGCAAUACAUGUUUUCAUCCUUAAAAAAUAAUAAGAAAUUUACUCCCACGGAGGCACAGUUAAGUGCUGUUGAUGCUUUAAUUGACUCCAUGAGCUUGGUAAAGAAAGACAAGGAGGAAGACACUAUUGAAGACUUGUUUCCAACCACCAAGAUCCCAAAUCCUGAAUUUCAGAGAUUAUUUCAGUGUCUGCUGCACAGAGCUUUACAUCCCCAAGAGCCUCUGCCCCCAAUUCAGCAGCAUAUUUUGAAUAUGCUAGAUCCCCCCACUGAAGUGACAGCAAAAUGUCAGAUUCCUCUCUCUAAAAUAAAGACCCUUUUCCCUCUGACUGAAGCCAUCAAGAAAAAGGACCAAGUAACUGCUCAGGACAUUUUCCAAGACAACCAUGAGGAGGGUCCCACUGCUAAGAAAUGCAAGACUGAGGAAGGGGAAACCCCCUUCAGCGUCUCCAACCUGGCUGAAGGCAGUGUCACAAAGGUUGGAAGUGUGAAUCCUGCUGAAAACUUCCGUGCUCUAGUGAGACAGAAGAACGCCAGCUUUGAGGAAGCAAGUCACCAGCUAAUAAGUCACAUUGAACAGUUUUUGGAUACUAACGAAACACCGUAUUUUAUGAAGAGCAUGGACUGCAUCAAAACCUUCCGGGAAGAAGCCAUUCAGUUUUCAGAAGAACAGCACUUCAACAGUUUCCUGAAAGACCUUCGAGAGAAAGUGGAAGUUAAACGAUUAAAUCAUUUCUGGGACAUUGUUGUUCAGGAUGGAAUCACUCUGAUCACCAAAGAUGAAGCUUCUGGAAGCUCUGUCACAGCUGAGGAAGCCAAAAAGUUUCUGGCCCCCAAAGAAAAACCACAGGAAGACACAGCAGCCAUGUUUGAAGGUGGUGAUGUAGACGAUUUACUGGACAUGAUGUAGGUCAUGGAUGUUUGGGGAAUCCAAGAAAGUUACCAUCUCCAUGGUGCUUGGGACUCUAUAAACAGAACAACCUGGAGGAGGCCAUUCACGGGAACCUGAAGCUCUGGAGAUCAUUUCAGCAGGUUACUUGGAAGGAAAUUCCCCUCCAUCUCUAUGGGGCAGACACAUACAUACAUGUUGUAAGAGAUAAUUUACACUCUAUGCAUUUUAUAAAGAAGCAUUGUUAUUUUUUGAUUGGCA
Molecule: messenger RNA, 2498 nt
Organism: Sciurus carolinensis (gray squirrel)
Lineage: Eukaryota; Metazoa; Chordata; Mammalia; Rodentia; Sciuridae
Gene: Xrcc5
Product: X-ray repair cross complementing 5
Exons: 21
Coding region: 60-2258 (732 amino acids)
Biological process (GO): double-strand break repair via nonhomologous end joining; DNA recombination; cellular response to X-ray
Cellular component (GO): Ku70:Ku80 complex; nucleus
Molecular function (GO): damaged DNA binding; double-stranded DNA binding; telomeric repeat DNA binding
Source: RefSeq, a predicted model, not a curated record